UCCCUCGAAUUCAAUAUAAAAGGAGAGCUGUUUUCGUGACAGACAACAGCAUCUCCAAAGACCUUCGUAGAAGACACACGUCUCUCUCCCAAGAUGAAGACCUUCGCCGCCGCUGUCUGCGCCCUCCUAGUCUGCAGCGUCUACGCUGACAAGGACGAGAAGGUCGAAGCUCGUGGUGGCCUCUUGGGUGCUGGCCUCGGAGGUUACGGCGCUGGUGUCGGAGGACCCGGUCUUGUCGGGGCCGGUCUCGGAGGCGUUGGCCUUGGCGGUGGAUAUGGCGGAGGCUUCCAGUCCGGCUACGGCAACACUGCCGGGGCCCACCAGGCUGGAUUCCAGGGUGGAGCUGGGGGCUACAACCAGGGCUCAGGAGCAUUCGCUGGCGGCGCCUCCAACAGAAACGUGAACGCUUACAACGAUAACAAGGGCUACAGCCAUAGCUCGGGCUUCUCGUCCUCUGACAGCAAGAGCUUUGGUUCUGGACACAAGCAGGGAUCAUCUGGCUUCCAAGGUGGUGCUGCCGGACACCAGGGAGGCUUUGGACAGCAGUCAUUUGGACACCAAGCCGGAGCUGGCUACGGUGGCGGAUACCUUGGCUGAUUUAUUUAUGCUUCGCACGAGGAAGAACGUCGACUAGCAGGGUCUCACUACAGGAACAUCAAACGUGGAAAUAAACGAUUAUUUGUUGUACUUGAGAACAAA
Molecule: messenger RNA, 699 nt
Organism: Rhipicephalus microplus (southern cattle tick)
Lineage: Eukaryota; Metazoa; Arthropoda; Arachnida; Ixodida; Ixodidae
Source: RefSeq, a predicted model, not a curated record